GGCGGGAGCCGGCGGGGUCCCCGAGUGCGCGGUCCCGGGAGCCGCUUCUGAGGACCCGUGGCCGGGGCGAGGGGCGUCGGUUCCGUUCCAGCGUCCGGACCCAGCCUUGGGGGCCCAGAGGGUGCGCUCUGAGGAGGCCCUGCUGCUGUUGCCGCUGCAAAGGCUGGUCUCCCUGAACACGCUGCAAGCACGUGAAGGUAGUGGAAGUCCCCUGGCCAUGGAUAAAUUCGUCAUUCGAACGCCCAGAGUCCAGAGUAGCCCUCGGAAGAAAGAUGCUGGAGGGAAGACUUACAGGCAGGCCACGAUUGAAUCUUUGAAGAGAGUUGUGGUUGUAGAAGACAUAAAAAGAUGGAAAACUAUGUUGGAGCUUCCUAAUCAAACCAAAGAGAAUCUAGUUGAAGCCUUACAAGAAUUAAAGAAGAAAAUACCCUCCAGGGAAGUGUUAAAAUCAACAAGGAUAGGUCAUACCGUGAACAAGAUGCGCAAACACUCAGAUUCAGAGGUGGCUUGUCUUGCCGGAGAAGUGUAUACUGAGUGGAAAACUUUCAUUGAAAAACAUUUGGAUAGACCUGCUAUUGAAGUUCGAAGUGAUCCCAAAACUGAGUCCUUUAGGAAAAAUGCCAAAAAAUUACUGUCAGAAGCCUUGGAAUUAAAGAUGGAUCACCUACUGGUUGAAAAUAUUGAGCGGGAAACGUUUCAUCUCUGCUCCCGCCUCAUUAAUGGGCCAUACCGGCGGACGGUGAGAGCUCUGGUCUUCACAUUAAAGCACCAAGCUGAAAUCCGGGCUCAGGUGAAGAGCGGCUCGCUGCCGGUCGGCACGUUUGUACAGACCCACAAAAAGUGACCUGGGGACGGUCCCAACCCUGGGCCAGGCAGAGAGGAAAUGGGCCUCUCUCUGCCAUUCAAAGACUCUUUUGAGUUUGGGUGAUGGCUGGUGAGGGCUGAGCUAAAUUUUCCCAUGGUGCCAUUCCUUCAGAGGGAGGAAGCAGAGAGCCCUGGGAGACAGGCCUGCAGGAACAUGCUUCAUUAGCUGUAGCAUGCUGCUGCCGCCCAACAGGACGCACACUGGCUGUCACUGGGAAGCGCCGUACGGUUGCCAUCACCCAACACGGUGAAAGGGUGAUAGAUUUCACUGUGAGUACGCCAAGGACACCUCUAAACUUCCCCAUGUCAGGCAGAUGAAGUUCCUGCUUUAUUUCCCCACCCUGCAGGUAACUGAAACUCAAUUACUGCUGCUGCUCACUCGGUUCCGUCCCCCUGAGUUUAGAUAGCUCUGGUGCCUCUCAGAACUCCCCUUCGCUUCUCUUUGCUCUACCCCAGGGGUGAGCCUGCCAGAGCCAGCACACUACCCCUUCUUGCCAGAGCUCACUUAUCUGAGCAUUUCAGCUCUCCCUGGAAGACCUUCCGCGUUGGUCUUGGAGCCCCCAUGCUGUGGCUUCUAAUGAGGAGCUGGCCUCCAGCUCCCCCCACCUCGGGGUUGAUUUGAAUACGGCGGCCGCUCUCCGUGGGGCUCAGUGGAAGAUACAUAAUGAAAUUUCUCUUGAAAUGAAUUAUUGCAGUCGAAAAAACUACAUCCAUCCAUAAUUUAAAAUGAAGUACCUCUAUACAGGCCUGUUUGAACAAUUAUGUAAAUGAUACUUGGUUUUUAAAAAGAAUAAACUGGGUUUUUUUUCCUAAAACAAAA
Molecule: messenger RNA, 1684 nt
Organism: Lepus europaeus (European hare)
Lineage: Eukaryota; Metazoa; Chordata; Mammalia; Lagomorpha; Leporidae
Gene: TCEANC2
Product: transcription elongation factor A N-terminal and central domain containing 2
Exons: 5
Coding region: 218-844 (208 amino acids)
Biological process (GO): DNA-templated transcription
Cellular component (GO): nucleus
Source: RefSeq, a predicted model, not a curated record